Molecule: messenger RNA, 2917 nt
Organism: Brassica napus (rape)
Lineage: Eukaryota; Viridiplantae; Streptophyta; Magnoliopsida; Brassicales; Brassicaceae
Product: senescence-induced receptor-like serine/threonine-protein kinase
Exons: 12
Coding region: 1-2715 (904 amino acids)
Biological process (GO): protein phosphorylation
Molecular function (GO): ATP binding; protein kinase activity; protein binding
Source: RefSeq, a predicted model, not a curated record
AUGACAAUUUUAAGUUCUCUUUCAUGGAUAAGCUUUCUUCUUCUACUCUUUCUUGUUCAUGGUCAACACCAAUCUGGUUUUGUCAGUAUAGAUUGUGGUAUACCUGAUGAUUCGAGCUACAAUGACGAGACAACAGACAUAAAGUAUGUUUCCGAUUCAACGUUUGUUGAGUCAGGAACAAGCAAGAGCAUAGCUCCUGAGCUUAAGACAAAUACUUCUCUUGCAAGACAGUUUCACAAUCUAAGAAGCUUCCCUGAAGGUAAGAUAAACUGUUACAAAGUGUUGCCUCAACAAGGUAAAGGAUUUAAGUAUUUGAUCAGAACCCGUUUCAUGUAUGGAAACUAUGAUGGACUCGGAAAAGCACCACCCGCUUUCGACCUCUAUCUAGGUGUUAAUCUAUGGGAUUCUAUUGUUCUUGACAAUUCAACAACUAUAAUAACCAAAGAGAUCAUACACACUCCUUCUCUAGACCAUUUUCAUGUUUGUCUUGUUGAUAAGAACAGAGGAACUCCUUUCUUGUCUGUUUUGGAAGUAAGGUUCUUGAAGAACAAUACUUAUGAGACUCCUUAUGAAGCUCUCAUGCUUUUUAGGAGAUGGGAUUUGGGUUCUACUAGUAAUCUUCCUGUCAGAUACAAAGAUGAUGUCUAUGAUCGCAUAUGGAUGCCGAGUAGGUUUAAAAACCAUAUGAUACUGAAUACAUCACUCCCUAUUGAUCAAAACUACAACAACCGCUUCAACCCUGCUAGUGUUGUCAUGAGUACCGCUACAAGAGCGAUUAACGCUAGCGAUUACAUAAUUCUGUUUUGGGAACCCGCGGACCCUAGGUUGAAGUUUUAUGUAUAUAUGCAUUUUGCUGAGGUUGAAGUGCUCACAAGAAACCAGACGAGAGAAUUCACAGUUUAUUACAACAAUGACACAAGACUUGCUGAAAAGUUUAGACCUAGCUACUUGUAUACGGAUACAGUUUUCACACCAGAUCCAGUAACCGGACCAAUACAUGAGUUUUCUUUCGUACAAACCUCUGGAGAGAUGCUUCCACCGAUCAUUAACGCCAUGGAGAUAUAUCAAGUUAAUGAGUUCUUUCAGUUAUCAACUGAUCAAGAGGAUGUCGAUGCGAUGACGAAGAUCAAGGAUAAGUACAGACUGAAGAAAAAUUGGCAAGGAGAUCCAUGUGUUCCUGUGGAUUAUUCUUGGGAAGGUCUUGAUUGUAUCCACAGUGAUAACAUUACUAACCCAAGAGUCAUUUCUCUGAACUUAUCUUUUAGUGGAUUGACUGGAGAGAUUGAUCCAGCCUUUUCCAAUCUUACAUCCAUCAAAAAACUGGACUUAGCAGGUAAUAACUUAACAGGAAAAGUACCAUAUUUCCUUGCAGAUUUACCAAAUUUAACUGAGUUAAACUUGGAAGGAAACAAGCUGAUAGGAAUAGUUCCACGAAAACUCCUUGAGAGAUCAAAGGAUGGAUCACUUUCACUGAGGUACGGUGGAAAUCCAGAACUUUGCUCGUCUGAUUCAUGCGAAAAGACAAAGAAAAAUAAUGGUUAUAUCAUUCCAGUAGUAGCAUCAGUCAUAGGGCUGCUCGUUCUUUUCACCGCAUUAGCUUUAUUCUGGCAUUUCAAGAAAAGAUCACAUAAAGGUUCAAACAUUCAAAAAACAUUCAAAAGUUCAUUGUAUAUAAUAAAGAAAGACAUAAUCAUUAUAAACACUUCUAAUACUCCUUUGUUUGCAGGUACCAAUGAUGCCAAUACCGGUCCAUUAAACACAGCCCAACGAUACUUCAAAUACUCAGAAGUUGUGAGUAUCACAAAUAACUUCGAGAGAGUUCUCGGCAAAGGAGGUUUUGGUGAAGUAUACCAUGGAAUCUCAGAUGGAGAUCAAGUUGCAGUCAAGAUACUUUCUGAAGAAUCAGCUCAAGGUUACAAAGAGUUUAGAGCAGAGGUGGAAAUUCUGAUGAGAGUUCAUCACACAAACCUGACCUCUCUUAUCGGAUACUGCAAUGAGGGAAAUAAUAUGGUUCUUAUAUAUGAGUUUAUGGCUAAUGGGAACUUAGGAGACUACUUAUCAGGAAAAAUGUCAUUUAUAUUGAGCUGGGAAGAGAGGUUAAAGAUUUCACUAGAUGCAGCGCAAGGGCUAGAGUAUCUUCACUAUGGUUGUAAGCCUCCUAUAGUUCACAGAGAUGUGAAGCCAACAAACAUCUUACUAAAUGAGAAGAUCCAAGCCAAGAUUGCGGACUUCGGUUUAUCCAGAAGCUUCCCUGUUGAAGGAAGCGAUCAGAUUUCAACCGUUGUGGCUGGAACAAUCGGUUACCUCGAUCCCGAGUACUACUCGACGCGCCAAAUGAACGAGAAGAGUGAUGUUUAUAGCUUCGGAGUUGUUCUUCUUGAAGUGAUAACAGGGCAGCCUGUAAUUGCAUCCUCAAGAAGAGAGAAGAGGCAUAUAAGUGAUCAGGUAAGUUCAAUGUUAGCCAAAGGAAACAUCAAAGGGAUUGUGGAUCAGCGUCUAGGAGAGAGAUAUGAUGCUGGCUCUGCUUGGAAAAUGGCAGAAUUGUCCCUUGCUUGUACAGAGCAGAGGUCUACGCAUAGACCAACGAUGAGUCAGGUCGUUAUGGGGCUGAAACAGAUCGUUGAUGGCAGAGUGAACGAUCAUAAUAACCAAGGUGACUCGACAAAGAUGGUUACAGUGAAUCUGAAUUCCGAAAUGGGUCCUCAAGCAAGGUAGAUGAUUUUACUGCGUGCUGAAGAACAAAUUCUUUUUUUUUUUGUUUCUUUCAUUUAUAUCGCAUCUCAAUAAAAACGUUACGUAUAUAAAUUUAUUUACCUUACCUAUGUAAUAAACCCUCAAACUGCUUCCAUGCUUACCAUUGGUGACCUGACUCAUCUUAGGUUGUGGGCUUUUUGAUAAUACCAUUUCUUUUGCUUUA